AUGCGAUCAGGCACCUGCACACCUUACACACUUACACAAGGCACUCCGGGUGCAUUCGUGUAUCAAAACGUGUCGCGGAGCGUAUCGCCGUCGGUCCAAUCGCGCCGGGUUCCCAGAGUGGUGGACCUGGAGACAAUCGAGGAGCUGCAAGAUGCGUGGAGCAGACAGUAUGAGACACUGCGCGACCCGCCACCGCCGCCGCUUCUCAAUUCGCCUCGCUCCCUUCGCGCCUGUGAACUGGCAAAUGUGAGCCCGCAAUCCACGUUGCAGAAGCUGUCGCUCAAACAGCAUCUGUUUUGUGUCCUCGGCAACCCACAGGCGCUCAGCUCGCUGCCCGACUGGGCAACCACAGAGUACCAGGUGCUGAUACAGUCCGCCUUGCGCAGCUUUAGCGAGGCUGCCGUCGGGCUAGGCACGUCACAGGAGAAGCUUGCCGCGUUCAUCGCCUUCACAAACCAAGAGAAGCUUCGCGUACCUCAACUGGCGUCGCUACGAGCGCUGCGACGUCAGUUGAUGGCUCAAGAAGCGAUUACCGAGCGAGGGUUUCAUCACCAGCAGCCAGACUACGAACUUUCGAAGUGCAUUAGCAGCGCCUCGGCGACUUACCAGGACGCCAGUGACCAAGGUGCACACCUUAGCGACCUGAGGGAAGUGAACUUGCUGUGCGCUUCGAAAAUAGAAAAGAGUCUGCCACCCAGUAACACUUCCUCCCUGAGCCAUCGGCGGGGAGACGGCACCACCGGCACGGAAAAAACUCGUUUUCAGUCACCACGUUACUCGCCUUUGGAAUCGGCGUCUUUUGCACAAGCAGAGACAGGCAACGACGAAUAUGAUGAGGGCGUCCGCGGCUGUGGAGCGUGGGACUUCGCUCCGACACCUACCCCAUCUGGGAAGCUCCCCUACAAGCCCCGCGACGUCUACUUGCUUAACAGCAGCUACUUCGCGAACCGCAGCAUCCGGAGCGACAGGAGUAACCCGUCCGGCGCGCCGCUUCCCGCUUCGUCCCCUGGGACGCCGUCUCCAUUGUGGGGAGACACCAUGACCGCGACGGGCUUCGCGAAGCUGCCGGCUCCCUCACCGCAGCCGCUGUUAACUGUAGACGCCAGUCUCGGCACCGUCAUCGACGUGGACAGCGAAUUCUCACUGGCUUGUGAAGCAGAAGAUACCGCUGAGUCGCGCUCUGCUCCGAAGCAGGACCUUAGCAUCGUUUCCAUGAACAGCAGUCAGCUCGAGUUGCUGAACAUUGCCGAGUCAACAGCCUCAUCGAGUGAGGCGGCCCUUGCUCAACCAUCGGCUGCGGCGGUGCUGGCGGUGAUCCGGGGAAAGGUGAAAGAUGGAUCUCUAUCAAAGCACACUGUGACGCUCUUUCAUGAGUCCAACGAGAGGCGAAGCCGUGGGGAUGCAGCGGCGACUGCAGCGGAGGUGGGUGUGGCUCCCUCAACGGCGUCUAUCGCAGAGCGGAAGCCGGGGCCUUUCAGUCAGCCCUUGCCGCAGCGAGGACUGCGUGGAUACACAAACCAUGGAAACUUCGCGUCCUUGUUGGUCCCUAACGUACUCGCUCGACCUGUGUCGCCGCCGGCAGAAGGGAAGGUAGCGCCGUUUUCUUUGGGUGUCGCCGCAGCGGCGACGUCCCCUUUCGGCAAAGACAAAGCUGUGGCGUCGAAGCAGCAGGAAGGGAUGACUUCGACAACGGCAACACCGAUCGAAUGUACGGACUCUGCAGAGCCAGCAGCCGCUUCUGCACCAUGGCGGCUGCCCUCACCGCCUGUGAUCACGCAAGCAGAGGAGAGCGACGGAUUCGUGUACUACUGUGCCAACCCCUCACACAGCGUCAUCAAUUCCUACGCAGGUAGGCGUGAGUUUCUCGCCGUCACGGUGAAGCUGUAG
Messenger RNA from Leishmania mexicana MHOM/GT/2001/U1103, 1887 nucleotides. RefSeq lists its product as hypothetical. The transcript has a single exon. The coding region runs from base 1 to 1887 and encodes 628 amino acids. The record is from RefSeq and is a predicted model, not a curated record. NCBI's taxonomy places the organism in Eukaryota, Euglenozoa, Kinetoplastea, Trypanosomatida, Trypanosomatidae.